Molecule: messenger RNA, 855 nt
Organism: Camellia sinensis
Lineage: Eukaryota; Viridiplantae; Streptophyta; Magnoliopsida; Ericales; Theaceae
Product: zinc finger protein ZAT12
Source: RefSeq, a predicted model, not a curated record
CUCAAUUUUCAUUACCUUGUAGUACUCUGUUGUCUGUUCGUUCAAAACAAACACACAUCCUUUUUCACACACAACAAACAGUACUCUUCUCCUCCAAGCAAAGCCCUGAUAUUAGAGUUGUAAAGAAGUUUCACUAUUAUAUUUAAUUUCAUGGUAUACUUAGGCAUGAAGAGAGGAAGAGAAGAAGAGUUUGACACCACCACCAUGGCCAACUGCUUGAUGCUACUCUCUCAUGCCGCAGGAGGGUUUAAAUCACGGGCCAACUCACCGAGCCGUGUCUUCGAGUGUAAGACAUGUAACCGCCAGUUUCCAUCAUUCCAAGCGCUCGGAGGCCACCGCGCCAGUCACAAGAGGUUGCGGUUGAUGGGAGGAGGGGGCUUGAAUCACCACCAAGCGGCUGCCGGUCAGUCGCCACAGCCCUCUAAGCCCAAAACCCACGAGUGCUCCAUAUGUGGCCAAGAAUUCCCAUUAGGCCAGGCUUUGGGAGGUCAUAUGAGGCGGCACAGAGCGGCUGCCACCCCCGUGGAUGAAAACAAUCAGCCACCGGAGUUAACUCUAUCUCCGUCACAAUCACAACAAGAAGCACCGGUUGUGAAGAAGUCGAAUAGUAGGAGGAUUUUAUGUUUGGAUUUGAACUUGGCUCCUGUGGAAAAUGAUUUUGAUUUUCAGCUUCUUCCCGUGCUGAUAUCUAAGCCAUUAUUGAGGGUAGGGAUUUAAAUAUUCAACAUGUAUUGAGAUUUUGGAUUUGUCAUACUGAUAUUAUACCGUAUAUAGGUCGAUAAUGUUCUAUAUCAGUCCACUGAUAGUAUUGGCUGAUAUAUACCUUUAUCGUCAAUACCAAAACCUAUUUAAAUU